UGUCCUGUGGCUUUCAUCCAGAGCUGGAUGUUUUUGGAAUCCGGAAAUGAUGAAAAAAUGUUUCGGAGAGAAAAGAAAAAAGACCCAAACUCCUGUGAGUAAAAGAACAAACGUGAGUGAUAUUACCAAUCUAACACGAUCAGAUUUACUUUUCAGAGUCUGGGAAAGCAAGGAACAGAAAAAAGGAUAGCAACAAAUUCAAUUGUAUUGGUGCGGUAACUGAAGAAGGAAAUAAAUGGGGAAAAGACAAGGUUGAACUUUUAGGAGUUGACAUGUUUGAAAGAGUUGGGGGGUGAUUUUCUUGAGAGGUUUACGUUUUUUCUCAAGAAGAAAACUGGCCGAUGUCCCAGGAGAGAGAACUGUUUCAUCCUCUUCGGCCUGCCGGGCCAGAGACGGAACCUUCACAAGAGGAAAAAAAACAUCUGCUCCCAGGCACUCGGGAUGUACAUGACAAUUCAAGCAAACCAUCAGACCAAAAAGAGGUGCUCUCGCUGGCUUACAGGAGCAAACAAGAACAGAUGAAUGAGGGGAAUUCCACAAAUGGUGACCUCAUUACAACCCAACCUCAAGCCCUGCCUCAGCCAAUUGCUUCAGCACUGGAACAGAACAAGGAAAAAACUGGCAAGCUGCAAAAUGGCCACGCAGGUCUGAGUAAUGGAAAUGGAAUUCACAACGGGGUCACAUAUGCAAGUGCAGACCACAGAAAACUCUCGGCUCCUGUUUCCCAGAAAAUGCACAGAAAACUACAGUCCAGCCUGUCUGUGAGCAGCGAUAGCAGCAGAAAGAGCAAAGUCAGCUCUAUAAACUCUCAAAAGCUUGGAUCAUCCCCAGAAGACUGCUGUGUGCACUGCAUCCUGGCCUGCCUGUUCUGUGAGUUCCUUGCCCUCUGUAACAUUGUAGUGGCGCAAGCUUCAUGUGGCACCUGUACGUCUGAGGCCUGCUGUUGCUGCUGUGGGGAUGAGUUGGGGGAUGACUGUAACUGCCCCUGCGACAUGGACUGUGGCAUAAUGGACGCCUGUUGUGAGUCCUCAGACUGCUUGGAAAUCUGUAUGGAGUGCUGUGGCAUUUGCUUCCCUACAUGAACAUCUUGUUGUAAUAUACUAUGUUAGGUGGUGGAGAGAUUUGGUUGGAUUUUAACUGAGGUUUCUAUAUUUAACCAAUAUACGCAGAUAAAACACCCCGAAAACAAAAAAACCCAUAAACUUAAAGACUUAAAGAACACCUGAAAGGUUUUUGUGUUCAACAGUGAACUUCCAGACUGUUCUAAGCAUACAUGAGAGUAGUAGUCCGCUCUCUUCUCUGUGUGUGUGAGGGAACUGAUACAGGCAGAGCCUGUGUGUGUGUGGAAUAGAGCGAGCGAGAAAGUGAGCGAGUUUUUAGGACGGUUUGAAGGAUUUAUUGUUUUUGUGUUGUGGUCCUGACCCAAACACGGACCCUGUUUAAUUAAUAAAGUAGUUUUGUUAGCGCCUGAAUCCCAUCUCCGUCUCCUGCUUUGAGCCUCAAGACCAGGGGUCGUUACAAUAUUUUAAGUGGUUGACCGUUUAUAACUUUUCCUAAAUAAAUACCCUGACGGCGUUUGAAAGGCAGGAUCACGAAAAUAAGGAAGUUAUAAGCCUGCCCACCUAGCAAUAAAGCCGAAAUUUUGACUGACUUUAAUACAUGUUUUUGUUUUGAAUAUAACCUACGAUAUGACAGAGAUCGAGAGAGAGAGAUCUAUAUACACAAUCCUGUUAUCUCUACUGGACCUGGCAGCCAUCAAUUCCUUCAUUUUGUACAAGGAAUGCACCAGGGAAAAUAUCAGUAGUAGAGAUUUCAUCUUGAAGCUAGUCACAGCACUUCAGCAGAAACAUUUCCAACAGAAAAAUGCAAAGCUGCAACCUGGAUUCUGUGCAGCACUAAUUUCUUUUAAAAUGUUUCUUUUAUUAUUUUCAUUUUUUGAAGCGGUGCUUUAUAUGUGGUAACCCUUUUAUGUUUAAUUGUUCAUUUAAAUACGCCGUUUCGGCUGUAUUUCAUAUGAUGUGCUUGAAUAAAACUUUUGAGUUGUAUCGGAUAGUUGUCUUUUCAUUUUAAUAUUGAUGUUUAAAAUGUACCGUCAUAAUGACUGCUGGCGGCGGUUUUGAGUAUUACCGCGGCGGUUCUAGUGUUAACGUGGUAAUUUUUGUGGCGCAUUUGUAGAAUAAUAGUCUGGCAUUAGGUUUGAGUACUCGAAAUUUUUAAUGCUUGAGUACUCAAGCACUAAAUUACUCAAAAUUACCACCCCUAAUAUAAACCUGGAAUAACGGAAGUCUUUAUUAUUACAAAGACUUGUUGGAGAGAUUUUUUUCUAUAAAAAGUGUUCAAACUUUUGAGUCUGUAGAUAGCCAAUUUUU
Messenger RNA from Acipenser ruthenus (sterlet), 2369 nucleotides. Its product is annotated as myoD family inhibitor domain-containing protein-like. The record is from RefSeq and is a predicted model, not a curated record. The transcript is spliced from 5 exons. NCBI's taxonomy places the organism in Eukaryota, Metazoa, Chordata, Actinopteri, Acipenseriformes, Acipenseridae. Bases 342 to 1082 code for a protein of 246 amino acids.